Molecule: messenger RNA, 8500 nt
Organism: Strongylocentrotus purpuratus (purple sea urchin)
Lineage: Eukaryota; Metazoa; Echinodermata; Echinoidea; Camarodonta; Strongylocentrotidae
Product: regulator of G-protein signaling 12-like
Exons: 18
Coding region: 992-6889 (1965 amino acids)
Biological process (GO): signal transduction
Molecular function (GO): GTPase activator activity; protein binding
Source: RefSeq, a predicted model, not a curated record
GCAUACGAAGAAUCAAAAGACAAGUGGUAGAUAAUUCGACUGCGUCGUGUUUCCAAGGAGAAGUCCGCUUUGGCUUCGGGAAGUCAUCUAACAUUGACAGCAGAGUGACAUUUUAUGCUCCAUUUGAAGAUUCUGUUGAGAAACUUUGAGGUUUUGUGAUCAUUUUGUGAUAAAUUGUGAAAAAUUCUUACGACCGAGACCUAAUUUGAAUUGCAACCUGACACGGCCACGGGAGCGCUUCGGUUUCCUGAGCGGAACGGCACGGGAGGUUCAUUCACCGGAGACAUUACGGCCGAUUGUGCACUGACGACGCCGUACAACACCUGCGUUGCUUACCGUUAACCGUCGGAACGCAGAAACAACUUGCUGUAAAUCAUGGAUAUUGAGGUUGAGCAGUGAGAUAUUUUAUGUUUUCAACGACGGAAACUCGUUCAUUUAUAAGUGGAGCUCUAUACUGUGUAUAUUUUUGACGAUUCCAAUGCUAUGCUAGUGAGCUGAGCAGGUGAUUUUCUACUGCUUCGGUCUUUUCGGCUCAUGAUCUAUUUCCAUUAUCAGAAACUAGAAAGAAAGCAACGCAGUCUAUUGAACAACGUGUAUUGAUUGGCAACCACGGACUAUUCAUUCAUUGCACUUUCUGCUCGGACAAGAAUUUGGAAGGAAUAAGUUCUUUGACUCAUGACAGGUGUCUUUAUCAUUCCUAACAGGAACAAACUUCUGUAUUAAAUUAAUACCUUGAAUUUAUAAAGACAAGACAUCUAACUGUAAAUUAAUAGGCAACUCUGACUCUAGUCUGAUUAAAACAUAAGUAUAAUUCUAAACAACUCCAAAUAUUUCAUCAGGAAUUAGUCAUUCAUCUUUCAACAGAAUAUUUGGAUGAUUGUGGAUGUGAUGGUUACAGAUCAUGCAGAUGGAAUAUGUUCUCUGCUGUGAAAGACAAAAGGUGACAAAUUAAACACUUUCAUAUGAUGGUGUGACAAACAAAUCUGCAAAAAUGUAUCCUGGCAGAAGAAAAGCAAAGCUGCCAAGGACAAGCGCAAUGAACCUCAAAACAGUGGAAGUACCGAGAGGCCGAAACGGCUAUGGCUUCACUGUAUCGGGUCAGUCGCCUUGUGUAUUGAGUUGCAUCCUGCACGGAAGCCCUGCAGAAAUUGCUGGGAUAAAAACGGGUGAUAGUGUCAUAGCAGUGAACGGAGAGAAUGUGACACGUCUCAGCCAUGAACAAAUUAUCAAGUUGAUAGGAGCAACUACCGGGGUGCUGCGUCUGACUGUCGCGGAGGUGGAUUAUUCAGAGUCUUCCGAUGACGAGUAUGUGUACAUGCCCAGGACUCGAUACCCGCACACUAAGAGAUCGCAAAGUGCCACGCCUUUGUCGAUGAUUGGGAAUAAACCACGCGCUGAAAUGGUUGUGGAAGAGAUGCAGCAGGGUGCUCUUCUUGAUUCCUUCUCUAUGCAUGCAGACAUGCCUCAAGCAAUGCUUAGAGGAGCCGAGGUACAGCACAUCCAGGCAGACGUCCAGAUAAGCGCUUCCAAGUUUGCACCAGGUCAUUUGAGUCCUCUCAAUAUGCCAGGAAAUGGAGAGUUGCUUCUCAAAAGAUCACCUAAUUACGAUUACUCCUAUUGGAAUGGAAAAGGUGUUGAAAAGAUGAACAUACCACCUAAGACCAGAAAACCCAGGAGGCAAAAUGACCCAAGGAAUCGUUUGUUUUCAACACCUACUCCAACUAGCUACUACAUUCGAGAGAAUCCUUAUGAUGAUAAUGACCCAGACAUGCGGCCAUUAUCCCCAGUUGAACUGAGUCAUUUGAUGUAUCCAGGAAAUGUCACCAGUCAUGAUACCUCAAGGGGUAUGCACAAGUCAACGUCGCUUCAAGGAAAUGCCAGUCGAAAUGUGUCUAGUGUGUCCCAGGGGCACAGCUUGGGUGCUUCUUUGAUGGAGAACAAUGAAAACUUUCACAUGAGAGCCAUGGUUGGGUAUCUUGGAUCCAUUGAUAUUCCAGCUUCUGCAAAUCUUCCAACUGCCAGUCUCCAUGCGAUUAGAGGAUGUGUUCGAAGACUUCACAAAGAGCACAGGAUACAUUCCUUUAUGAUGAUGGAGAUUCGGACUGAUGGUGUUCGUCUCGUGAACAGUAACCAGCGCAUAGCUGUUGUGUACCCGAGAGAACGCCUUGCCUUUAGUGGUGUCUGUCCGGAUGACAAGCGUUUCUUCGGCAUCGUCACAUCGCAGAACCCUGAGGAGAUCCUAGAUACCUUGGAUAGUGAUGACGAACCAAUUGGAAGCUCUUGCCAUGUUUUCAUGGUGGAUCCAGAGUUCAGAAGGCAUGAUGUUCAUGCUCGGGUAAUCUCGCAGUUUGGUGUCCCUUGCAACACGAACCCAGAAACAAACACCUGUGACAUCUUCCCCUCGUCAGCCAAGCCCAUCCUGCAGCACGUGUCCCAAUUAUACCGUGACCGGAGUGACUUGUCCUACUUUGGUGAACUCUAUGGUCAGUCCACAUUCGUCAGUGGUCCUCGUCGAAGUAACAGUACCAACAGCAGUAACAGUGAUAGCGGAUUUGGUAAUGGAAAUAGUACUAAAGACCAAAGUGAUUUCAAUGCUCAUAUGGAUCAAAGUCACCACAACCCAAUCCUUGAUGUUGCAUCUUUGAUGCGUAACAAGCGAGGUGGUGGUGGUGGUAACAGGCAUAUUGUUCAAGCUGAUGUCAAUGCCUCCUUGUCGUCAGACGUGCCUUACUCUUUGUCUUCAACUUCACCUCAAUCCAUCGAUACAUCCCCACAGAACAUGUACUUCAAAAACACCAAAGACAUAUCAGGCAGGCUCACUCCAAGAGCCCGCCCUGAUCCUGUUGGCUUCCGUAGUCCUUCAGUAGUGCCAGUGCAACAAGAAAAUGCCUUUCGCUAUCAACAGCAGGCUGCAAGACCAUCCAGCGUCCAAGUGCCUCUCCAGUCCCACAUACAGCAUUCUGCGCCUCCUGAGCUAAAGCAAUUCAAACAACCAGGCAUUGACUUCAAUGCCCAUAAACCAAAUGCCGAAAGCUCCGGCUCCUCGACUCUGGAAGAUAAUUCCCAGAGAGGGAAGGAGUUGAUGGGUCCACCAAAGAGCUUGCCUCCAACGGGACGUCACUUGAUGUACAGCAAGCCCGCACAGGAUUACCUUGAUGGAGCCACUAAUCAAGCUACAGCCAGGAAGGUCCAGCAGGAGAUGGCAAGGAAACUAUCGGAUAACCAAUCCUUUCAUCAGAAACAACAGCUGUUACGUCAUAACAGUGACUGUUCUGAGUACAGCAGCUCUACACGGUUGUCCAAGCAGGCUAUAGAGAGACUACAGAAGGUUCGUCAUGACCCUCGUCAUCUUACGCCUUCGAAUCAGCAGACUUUGGCAGCAUCGCAGACAGAAUUGAAUAACGAUGGCCGAGGUAUCUCUAGCUCAGCAAGCAACCCCAACCUGGCGGCCAAAGGUAGCGGCCUGGCUGAGCUUGACCCAUCGAUAGGGAGAGUGUCCAGUUGGGCCGUAGACUUUGAGAGGUUACUGACCGAUGAACUAGGCUUGGCAUGUUUCACAGAAUUCUUAAAGAAGGAGUUCAGUGAUGAGAAUAUCAUGUUUUGGAUUGCUUGUGAAAAGAUGAGCAAAAUCAAAGACCACAAAGAGCUUCAACGGACAGCCGAGGAGAUCUACGCGAAACAUUUGGCGACCAAGGCGCCUAUGCCCGUCAACCUAGACAGUAGCGCACGAUCCUUGGUUGAGGGGGCCAUGAAGAACCCAACGCCAGAAAUGUACAAAGUGCAACAACUACAGAUCUUCAAGCUCAUGAAGUUUGACAGCUACUCUCGCUUCCUCAAGAGCAAGCUGUACCAGGACUGUGUCCUGGCCGAGAUGGGUGGCCUGCCCCUGCCCAUCAGCCUUGAGAAGGUCUCCACCGCGGACUCUGAGCCGUCUGCAGGAGACCUUGAGGACAGCGGUGGAGUUCACAGUGGCAGCGGUGGGAUAUCCAGUGAGAGCAGCAGCUACGAGAAAGGAGGAGAGAAGAACGGAGGAGUGACGCUGGGAGGAACGGUCAAGGAUAGAAUGGAGAGGAAGAAGAGUGGACCCAAGAGAGAUACUAACAGGAAUGGCAUCCCUACUGAGAAGGAAGACGACGGCCAGGAGAAGAAAAGAAGUUCCAUACUGCCCUGGAGAAACAAGACAAAGAAAGUUAAAGAUGUGGAUAAAACAAGUUCUUGCAACGAGGAUACGAGUGUGAGCAGUCGUCAUAGCUCAGUGACCAGCAGUGAUUUCAGACCCGCUGGGGACAAGUUUGUGGACAUGAACCACUGCUUCCACAUGAUCUUCCCCAAUAAUGAGAUCCUGACGUUGACCCCUGACCCCCAGCAGUCGGUCAAAGGGAUCCUUCUACCCCUCCUGGAGGAACGAGGCCUUGGGCUCCAAAAUGUGGAGAUCUUCCUUAACGACACCAAGGAGAGUGUUGAAUCGGUUAAGCAAAAGCUAAUUAACUUGGAUCAGCUUGCCACUGAGAUGAUUGGAAAGCAGAUUGUUGUGGAGAGAAGGGUAGUCUUCAAGAUUGAGCUUCCAAAUAAGAGAGUGAUCGGAGUGAAAUCUAAGCUGACCAAAAAGAUCAUAGAAGUACUCAGACCAGUUACAUACAAGUAUAAGCUGCAGCUAGAUGCCCUCGUUGUCCAUCUGAGUGACUCUCCUGUUCCUCUAGAUCUGGACAUCACCGUAGCCUCAUUGGACGCUCAGAGGAUACUCAUAGAGACACUCGAGCAGUACAGUGCUGGUUCCUAUAGCUUCGGAGGGAGAGCUUCAGUUGGAGCAAGGGGUGAAUCCCAGCAAAAAUCUGGCGAGGUGAGGUCAAGCUCUGUUGAUAGCUACCUGAAGGACGAUGAAACAGUUCGUGCAGACUCCAGCAAGGUUGUCAAGGAAAAACUCACAGCACAGGUAUCAGCCCCGGCCAUGUCAGCCUUCCAAGCGGCACCCCAAGGAGACACCAUGAGGGAGCAGAGACACCUGGCAGCAGCUGCAGCAGCCAAGACCCCACCCCAGGUCAAUCACCUACCCCCGUCCUCAUCAUCGGUCUCCACCUCAGCCCUGGUGGGUAAGGGCAGGACCGAGGGAAGGGCGGAGGCCAGGAAAUCGGCAGGCAACCUGAAGGUCACUGGCAAGGAAACAGAAGAUCUUAUUGCUAUGGUAACCAAGGUUCAAGGCAAGCGCUUGGAUGAUCAGAGAGGCCUCACACUACGCAACUUAGAGCUCCCUGACUUCCUUAAAGUCUCUGCCGCCCCCACCUCUUCCUCAUCUUCUACCAAGCCUGUGGACAGUCGUCCAAAGAGCGCCCUCGCCCAGCCUUACCGGACCAAUGCACCAGCUUCUAAACCACCAAACCAGGAGCAGGGAGAGCUCAAGGCUAUUAAUAUUGAGGCACUGAAACUACGCCCCAAGUCAACACCGCCAAGGCAAGGCAUCAUGAAGGGUGAUGAUGAUGAUGCAUUCGUGGAUGGUGUUUUUCCAACACAGGAUCAAGCAGAUGCACUGUUUGGGAGCGGAAGCCCGCGCAGUCCAGUUGUUCGGUUUGAUGAUACCGUCGUAAGCAGUUCACAUCGAGAAACAUCUUGGGGUCAGGGGUCAAAUGUGAACUAUCCCCAGAAUACAGACAAACUAAGGCCAUCGGUGGCGAGUUCAUAUCAGUCGAGAACAAGCUCUUUUGAAACCCCGGACAGUAAGUUGAGUCCGCGGGCAUAUGGUAAUGGUAAAAUAAACGGGAAUGACUCAACGGACUAUGGUCAGAAUACCACGGCAUACUCGCUGGAGUUUAAUAGUUCAUUUGGAAGCAUGGACCAACCCAACCUUUUAGAUACCACCUUAACAUCAACGCCCUCAGAGUCUCAUCUUCCUCCUCCUCCUAAUGCAGACAUGGACACCACCAUACAGGCUGACCUACCGAACUACACCCCUCCCCCCGCGAUCGGUGUGAAUCAGCCACGUCCAGCUGUGUUUGCCAAGAUGGGCAGCCAGAGCACCCCUGAUGUUAGGAAGACCCCCUUUAUGCACCCCUUCCGCUCUGGAAGCACCCUCCCUGGCCAUAACAUAACUCCAAAGCCUGUCGUGGAAGCCAAUGGGUAUGUUUCCAAGGCAUACACUAGGAGCAUAUCCAGCGGCCAGCUCUCCUACUCCAACAACAACAACACCAACGUCCCCCUCCCUGUAAGUGCCCCAGACAUCAAAGUUGAGACGAACAAUUGCUAUUCCAAUUAUUGUCCCCUUCCAACCACACCCAACGGUAGCUCCUAUGGUGGUUCUUCCACCAACAUUGAUGACGUGCCCAUGUCUCCUGCAUCUCCUGUGUCUCCGGCUCCACCAGAUGUGACUCAAGUGCUUGCCAAGGAGAGAGUUAUCAAGCCCCCUCCUGCGUACCAUAGCAGCAUGUCCACCAGACAGUCAAAUCCAGCAUUCACGUCCAGUGAACACUUGCAGGUGGCACCAACCUAUGGCCAAGGCAACCGACAGGGCGCAACGCAAAGUGCCACUUGGAGUUCCUCAACUGUCAAUCCAGGCAGCGGUCCAUCUGGGAGACCUAGUAACGGGGCCACAUGGGCAGGGCCAAGAGGUAAUGCCCCCCAGGUAACAAGCACAGCCUCCACAUCCGCACCUCGUAGCUACCGAGGACCAGUGCCUUAUGCAAGCAUUCAACCACCAAGGGCGCAACCCAGCUCGCAGGGCGCUGUACCCAAGUCUCCUGUCAGUGGAAACCAAGCAACAUAUAGUAACAUUAACAACUUGGAUGCUGGUGCCUCUGGUGGGGCUAAGGGCGGGGAAGGGUCUGGUGAGGGUUACCAAGGUAAAGAAACAGUCGUCAUCUCCAAGGAUGGUAGGAAAUUGAGGGCCACUUUUGUUUAAAAUCUCCUCCAAACAGUUCCAAGGAAAUCCCUUUACAGGAAAUGUCUAUACCAUCAUGUUAUAAGAUAUCUUUGAAAUACAAGAAAAGUUUUCUACCUGGUACUUUUUGGUUGUGCUUUUGAACAAAUAAGUCGUUAAAUGCUGCAUGUAAAUAACUCUUCUAUUUGAAGAAGGAAAAAUUCUUUCCCAAGCUCCACUAUCUUCUCUUUAACCUAUGCUUAACAAGUCAAUACCACAACAUUUGUUCUGCCAAUCUUCCUUUCGAUUCAGUCAAUUUAAUGCUCUCUGUCUUCAAACAAACUUAUGUCCCCUGACCAAAAAAUAUUGAAGUAAAUUUGUAAAUAAUUUUAGUUUUUGACAAACAGUAAAUUGUUGGUAAUUUCCAAAUGAGUGAUGACAAUCUUGAUAUUUUCAGGUCCUGUUGAUUGAUUUUCAUACUUUAUAUGUAUAUAUACAUACAUUUGUAAGCAUACUUGAAUUCAUUUUUAUCUUCAUCAUGUAUGUGGAGUUAUGAUGAAAUUGAAACAACAAAAAAAUCAUCAAUAUUUAGCCUUAAUUUGAUAUGAUUUAUUUUUCUCAUUACCAUGAACCAUUUAAAAAGAUGAAAUGUAUUUUAUUAUAAUUCAAAAGCAUUAUAUAUAUCAUGCUGUGUUUGAACAAAAUUAAUUUAGUUGUAGGGACAUCUUUCUUCUUUUUACUGCAAAUUGUGCUUUUGUUUUGUCUUUUAAUUGCAGUUUAUACAAAUUAGGUUGUUCUAUCAAAUGAGAGAAAUUAUUCAUUGCCUGCACAUAUUGAACAACUUCUGAAAUAUUGACAAUGUUUUGUAGAUAGUGCAAAAAAGAAUUGAGAUAUACGACUUGUAAUUUAUGAAUUACCAAAGAACUUUUUGUUGUAUAUAUAUAUAAAUAUAUAUUUCUCAUAGAGCAUAUCUGUAGCUGCCAUUUCUGGUAAAUUAUACUAUGUGCACUUGCUUGGUUUUUCUAACUGAUUUGUUAUAUUCUGUGUACGUUUUGUACAGUUACGUUAUUAUAAGAUACCUUUAUACAGAAACGAUGUAAUGUCCCUUUUAGAUGGGAAAAAGUGUUAGUUGAGAAAAUGUUACAUUUUCUAUAUCUUCUUUAGACAAAUGUACAUGUAUUAGCCAAAUCACUCUAUUUUUUCUGGCACAAUAUUAUUGAUGUCCUAUUUUUAUUUGUAGAUGGCAGUCACAUUGCUUAUGCAAGAAAGGGAGUGUGUGUUGUAUUAUUGUUUGGAAAUAUGAUAUAUUUUUCACUGAUUUUAUGCAAAAUUUGUUGUCAUGAAAUAAGCAUGUGACAAGGAAUAAGAUACAUAAUUUUCACACUUUUGGCAUUACGUAGGGAUAAAUUUCGUUCUAGUCUGUCCAUCUGCUUUUUCAUUAAUUCUUUUUUUCCCCCAUAAUUUUGAAGCCACCGAUAUUAAAAGCAUUACAAGUGUUUGAUAUGUGAUUCAUUCACAAGUUUCUGUAGCCUCACUUUGGCAUUUUGAAGUAGAACUUACAGCCUUUUCACACACAGCUAAAAUUCUAUAAACAUGACUAGUAUAAACGUGUUUCGAACGUGUUUAAACUAGUCACGAGCCUUUCACACACAG